UAUAUAUAUAUACGCACACCGGUACCAGAAACGCGGUAUACAAUAGCGCUGUUCUGGCAUUUUGUGUUUUUUUUUAAAAUUUUUUUUUAUGUUUUGGUUUUUACAUUUUCAAUGACACGUUCAUUAUUGUGUGCCGUACGAACCGAACAUAAUAUUAUCACCGUGUCUACGCGCACGCCACGAGAACUGCCAAGCGCCAUAUAAAUUUCCAAUUAACCGCGUCGUUGUUUGUGCUCCGGCCGCCGAAGCGAAAAAGACUUAUCCGCCGCCGCCCCCCGCGUGUAUACGAGAGUAGACGAUAGCUGGCGUACCUCCGUAGCUGUUCCGUUUCGCGAGAUAUAUCGUCGCCGCCGUUCAUCGUAUAGGUAAUUUACAAUAUUUUAAUAGUGUAUAGUGCCGUCGUCGAGUCGGAAAACGCAGCGACGCCCGUCAACAUGAGGGGAAAGUGGAUUUUCGUCCUUUUGUGCUUGUCCUUUUUCGGAGAACUAGUGCUCGGCAGUAUUUUUCCUCCAAUUCCUCCUCCGACCAUUCCACCUCCAUCAACGCAAGACAUCGUGCCUCAACAACAAGAAGUCAAUUGGCCAAUAAACACUAUAGCUACACCAGAAGUGAUGAUCGUCGGAGAAACCACGCUUAAUACCAGAGGUCUCCAUGCGGAACAAAUUCAACAAACUGGAGAUCGGCCGUUGGAAACCAGUCUAAAAGCCGAAGAAAUAUUACCAAAAACUAUUGUUAUUGGAACUGAACAAAAAACAGUCAGUGAAAUUGUAACAAAAAAUAAUGAGGAAAUGGAAACUAAAAAUCUUCGACCAACAAUUGAUAACAAUUGAUCAGAAUUAAUAUAAACAUAAUACGUUUUUCAAUGAUUUUCCAUAUUUCACCUACAUAUCCUGAGAUAUCAUUAAUCUUACCGUCACUCGUCAUUAACAACAAAUAUGGUGGCAUCUAAGUAUCAAACAUACCAACAUUUUAUUACAGUUCAGAAAAUAUAAGGUAUUUUCUAAAGUUUAGAAAUGUUUAAUUUCAUCAACAAUUUAAAAAUGUGUUAAAUACAACUUUAAGCUGCUUAUAUGUAGUUUAAUAUAUAUUUAAUUAAUUAUUAAAAACUAUUUAAUCUGUACCUA
Molecule: messenger RNA, 1124 nt
Organism: Aphis gossypii (cotton aphid)
Lineage: Eukaryota; Metazoa; Arthropoda; Insecta; Hemiptera; Aphididae
Exons: 4
Coding region: 435-830 (131 amino acids)
Source: RefSeq, a predicted model, not a curated record